This is a messenger RNA of Aureobasidium vineae, 417 nucleotides long. The record is from the annotation of a GenBank genome assembly. Lineage: Eukaryota; Fungi; Ascomycota; Dothideomycetes; Dothideales; Saccotheciaceae.
AUGACGACUUCGGAUGGUUGGCUCUUCCUUUCGUCCUUCAUUGUCACGUACAACUUCACCGCUAUGCAGAAGGCCUUUACAAAUAUUGGUCUCACUGCUGGAUUCUACGGAGGCAAAGCUGUGGUGUUCUUACCACUCAAUUGCAAGCCCGAUGCUAAUCGCAGUUUUAGCAUUGCUUUCUUGGGCUGGUUCUAUCAAUUGAUUUUUAUGCCAGAAACCAAGGACAAGACCCUCGAGGAGAUCGAUCUCAUCUUCUCGCAACCCACCAGCAAGCUCGUGGCCCAAAACUGGAAGAACGUCAAGGAAACCACCAACGAUCUUCUCCGCUUCAGACUCAAGAAGGUCUUUAUCGAUGCACACAACGCUCCUGCCGUCGACUUCUCGCAAGGAAAGCACGAGCUUGGUCACCAGGCCUAA